AUGGAGAUCGCUGCCUCGUAUAAGUUCAAAACAAAUUAUUCAUUCUCUCUUGACAAAAUCCAUCGAAUAAUAGAAAUCAGAAUCACAUUUUUAAUUGAGAAUUCGAAUCCAACCAACCAAUCAUCAGUUGUAUACCAGAUCGUUAUGGCAAAUCCCGGAGAAAAAUCGGUGAUGGUGGUGGGAGUUGACGACAGCGAGCACAGCUUCUACGCUCUGGAGUGGACGCUGGACCACUUCUUCGUCCCUGCCGGAAACCUAGCUCCGUUCAAGCUCGUCGUCGUUCACGCCAAGCCUGCUCCUUCUUCCGCCAUCGGCCUCGGCGGCCCCAUUGCAGUGGAUGUGUUGCCGUACGUGGAUGCGGAUUUGAAGAAGAUUGCCACCCGAGUGCUCGAAAAUGCUAAGCAGAUUUGCUCUUCUAAAUCGGUGGAUGAUGUGACAUUUGAAGGUGUGGAAGGUGAUCCAAGGAACGUUCUUUGUGAGGCCGUGGAGAAAUAUCAUGCCACCAUUUUGGUUCUUGGCAGCCAUGGUUAUGGUGCUAUUAAGAGGGCCGUGUUGGGGAGCGUAAGUGACUAUUGUGCACAUCAUGCCCACUCCACAGUGAUGAUUGUCAAGAAGCCUAAGCUCAAACACUAAAAUCAAUGAUCAACCACAAGGCUCUUGUUGGCCGAACUUAAUUUUGGCAGUAUUUGUGUGUGUUUUGAAUCAUGAUAUUGAAGAGGAGUGCAUAAUGUUUGGUUUAUCAUUUCACCUUAUUGUAAUCUUUCAGACCGUUAUUAUGUUUAUUAUUGAAACUUUAUGUUCCUUUCCAAGAAAAAAAAUAAAAAACACUAGAAUGAUAUGAAGCCAUGCAAUCAAUUUGUACAUAGACAAUUUUUUUUUUUUUUAAGAAAUAAGAUUUGUAUGUUUUGAUCAUUCUUUACUCAAGUUUGAAUAUUGUUUAAUUCGAUGUCAUGCCCAAACAGCAAUUCCCGUG
Messenger RNA from Oldenlandia corymbosa var. corymbosa, 973 nucleotides. The record is from the annotation of a GenBank genome assembly. Lineage: Eukaryota; Viridiplantae; Streptophyta; Magnoliopsida; Gentianales; Rubiaceae.